AUGAUAGGAGACGGAAGUCGAAGAUAUGCCCUUCGUACUAUGACGGGGAAAAACUGUGACCUCAAGACUAUCUCACAUAAUACUAUGACAGGCGUUAUUAAUGGUAGUUAUGAGGAAGUUAUAUCCUGUUAUCGUAUCAUUGACUGCAGGUAUCCCUAUGAAUAUGAAGGGGGUCAUAUCAAGAAUGCAGAAAAUAUUUAUACCAAAAAUGGAAUAAUAGAAUUCCUUGAAGAUAAUUGUGACGUUGCAAAAAGACAGGUGCUCAUUUUUCAUUGCGAGUUUUCGUCCGAAAGAGGACCCAGGCUUUGCCGAUUUCUCCGUAGUAAAGACCGCCAACGAAAUAACUACCCGCUUCUAACCUUUCCUGAAAUGUACAUUUUAGAGGGAGGCUACAAACAGUUUUACCAAAACCAUAAGGAACUAUGUGAACCGGUUGACUAUUUGCCCAUGCUACAUAAAGACCAUGUGGAUGACAUCAAACGAUUCCGUUCUAAAUCUAAAUCGUGGACUGCUGGAGAGAAAAAGAGAAUUCCUUUCUGUCUGUAUUCCUGAUGUCAGGACCUUACAACCAAGUGAUCCCGAAGUUCGUUCACCUGAACUUCAAACCAAAUGAAAGCAGUGCCACUAAUCAGUGAUUGGUCAUUAUCACCAUAAUCACUUGCUAUCCAAAUUAAUGGUUUUAUUCUUCAGUAAUCGUAUUAUCAGAAUACAAAAAUCAGACACGCUGCUAUAUAAAU
Mytilus californianus (California mussel) is the source of this 737-nucleotide messenger RNA. RefSeq names its product M-phase inducer phosphatase 2-like. The transcript is spliced from 5 exons. Gene Ontology annotation, biological process: positive regulation of G2/MI transition of meiotic cell cycle; positive regulation of G2/M transition of mitotic cell cycle; G2/M transition of mitotic cell cycle. Gene Ontology annotation, molecular function: protein tyrosine phosphatase activity. Gene Ontology annotation, cellular component: nucleus; cytoplasm. Lineage: Eukaryota; Metazoa; Mollusca; Bivalvia; Mytilida; Mytilidae. Bases 1 to 552 code for a protein of 183 amino acids. The record is from RefSeq and is a predicted model, not a curated record.